Molecule: messenger RNA, 753 nt
Organism: Larimichthys crocea (large yellow croaker)
Lineage: Eukaryota; Metazoa; Chordata; Actinopteri; Sciaenidae
Gene: uqcc6
Product: ubiquinol-cytochrome c reductase complex assembly factor 6
Exons: 3
Coding region: 159-386 (75 amino acids)
Biological process (GO): mitochondrial respiratory chain complex III assembly
Cellular component (GO): mitochondrion
Source: RefSeq, a predicted model, not a curated record
UUUCUUCCUUUUUGUAAAUCUUCGUGCUAGCUAAACAGCAUGACCUGCGUGUCUCCCAAUGACAGACAGCUGAGCGUAAAAUGGUGAAAUUCAGCCUCACACUGCGGCCAUGCGUUAACGUGACAGUGAAUUAAAGGAGGUCGAGGAAGUCUGUGAAGAUGCCAGCCGGUGUGUCCUGGCCUCGGUACCUGAGGAUGUUGGGUGCCAGUGUGCUGGCCAUGUUUGCAGGAGCACAGACCGUCCACCAGUACUAUCUACCUGAUCUGAGCAUACCAGAGAUCCCACCAAAGCCCGGGGAGCUCCGGACAGAACUGCGGGGCUACAAAGCCAGAGAAGAAGCAGUCGCUGCAUUGCAGCAGCUUAAAGCAGAACAAAAGGUAGACUGAUGGACACAUGCUCUGUGUGAUGGAGGGAAAGCCAGAGACUGCUGCAUGCCUGGAAGUAAAGUCAUGCCGGGGACAUUUUUUCUUUGAAUGGAAGAAAGUGGAAUAAAAAGCUACACUGUUGGUGUCUGGCUGCUCAGGAGAAGGAUCUUCUCUGGAACAAGAUCAUCUGGAUUGUCCAGCUGUACAUCUUUACAACUUACUGAAUAUGUUUUAUAAAAAGUCAUGAAGUCAUUCUGUUCUGUUCAGAUUAAUAAUUAUAUUGGUUCAUUGAUUGUUGCGUAACUUCUACGCAACGUAGCUGCUAUGCAACAAUCAACAACUACGCCUUAGCAGACAAAAUUUAUUUGAAAUAAAAAUAUCAAUCUAA